UCUUCUAACAGCACAAUAACAAACGUAUUUAUUCCUCCGUGCUUUCAAAGGCAUCAACAGAAGGGAAUCAUUAAAAAUGUAGGGGAAAAAAAACCACUAGGCUGGAGCUUUGGUGUCUACGCAGAUCGUUCUGGAAAAGCGCUUAGGGAGAGUCUAGGGAGCAGCUCUGACGUCAGCGGCAGCCAUCGGAAGUCAGGUCAUGUUCUACAAAGGCAGUGACGCACGCCCGGCAGCACCCGCGGGGCAGGAGGGCGCCAUCACCAGCCUCGCGGGUCCGAAUCGCACGCGUCCGGGGCCGCUCUCCCGUGAGGAGAGCCCGGCGUGACGGCCCCAGCGUGCUGCGGCCUCUCCCCGAGGGCUCCUCCACAAGGAUCCCUGCGGGAGCCGGGCUCGGCCGUUGCCCCUCGGGACAGCCAUCCCCUCGAAUUCGCGCUCGCGGUCCCUGCCUUCACUUCCCGGGUUGGGAGGCAGGCGACGGCGCGCGAGAUGAAGGAACUUGCGUUUCCCGGCGCCGAGGCGGCAGCAGCGCCGUGCACAGCGGCUUCUGAGCGCGGCGUCGACGGGGAGCUGCGUGCGGCUCCCUGUUUCCUGGUUACGUGCGCGCCGGCAGAGCCAAAACCUGCGGCCGAAACUCCCGCUUCUCCGGAAGGAUUAAAGGGCGGGACCACUACCGGGAGACGUGUCAAACUCAGCGCGCCUCAUGGCGGCCGUGGCACCCCUCCCGCCCGGGUUCCCGUCCGUCCACGCCCACUGACUUACCCUGCGCAGGUGGAUGGUCUGAAGCAUUUGCUGGAGACAGGAGCCUCGGUCAACGCACCCCCGGAUCCCUGCGAGCAGUCGCCUGUCCACUUAGCCGCAGGAAGCGGCCUUGCUUGCUUUCUUCUCUGGCAGCUGCAAACCGGCGCUGACCUCAACCAACAGGAUGUUUUCGGAGAAGCUCCACUACACAAGGCAGCAAAAGUUGGGAGCCUGGAGUGCCUUAGCCUGCUUGUAGCCAGUGAUGCCCAAAUUGAUUUAUGUAAUAAGAACGGGCAAACAGCUGAAGAUCUCGCUUGGUCAUGUGGAUUUCCAGACUGUGCCAAGUUUCUUACAACAAUUAAAUGCAUGCAGACAAUACAAGCAGGUGGACACUCCCAUAGGAAUGAUUGUGUUCCUGUGCUCAGACAGAAACGAAGUUUUGGAAGUGUAGAAAGUACCAGUGGGAAAAGGAAGUGUUGGUAAGCAACUCAGAGCUGCUGUUUUCCUCCCUCAGUGAUUGAUCUCAUUUGCAUAGCAUUUAUUAUUCCAUUUAAUAUUGACACUCUUAUUUCUAGUAGCGGUGUUUCAUUCUCAUUAACAUCUUAAUACUGGUUAAAUAAGUCUGGAGACCAAAAAUGGGCCUGCAUGGUGGAAGUGUGGGGAUAAAACUCAUUUUUUUAAAAAAGUUUUUAAUGUCAACAUGUUUUUAAAACCAGAUGUCACGUGGGUCAUGAAGAAGUCUGAAGAACGCCCUCAUUUCAUGCAGAUCUAUAAGCUCCUGCUUUUGGCUUUACCAUACGUGUGUCUAAACUCCUUCUGAGAAGGAGGAAAAACUUUCUUCCAAGUGAAGAUCCAUUUCAGAACACAUGUAUUUACAUGCCUAUAACAUGCUGGUUGUGUAUGCUUUAAGUUUUAUUAAAGGAAUGUCUAAAAA
Piliocolobus tephrosceles (Ugandan red Colobus) is the source of this 1672-nucleotide messenger RNA. RefSeq names its product ankyrin repeat domain 37 (gene ANKRD37). Lineage: Eukaryota; Metazoa; Chordata; Mammalia; Primates; Cercopithecidae. The record is from RefSeq and is a predicted model, not a curated record. The transcript has 4 exons. The coding region runs from base 487 to 1221 and encodes 244 amino acids. Gene Ontology annotation, molecular function: protein binding. Gene Ontology annotation, cellular component: cytoplasm.